AUGAAGACAUUGAGCGGGUAUCUCGAUGAUGCGUAUUCAGCAUGGCUAGGUGCGGCGCUGGGUUGCUGCUCGCCGCAGAGAAAACAGACGCUGAGGCGUGGUCAUGGUCAUGAAGUUGAGAAGCCUAUGAGGAUUGAGCAUUAUCAACCACGUUUGAUACCGUCACCGGUUUCCGAGCCUCAAGAGCGGCCCACGACUAGAGGGAGAGAAUGGCGCGAACGGAGCAGAAGCUUUGCCUCUCGCGCAUCUAGCCGUGGAAGCUUCUCUGUGAGAAGAAAACUGAAUGCGUAUAAUGGACCGCGCCGGCCGCGGAUAAGUGCGCCGUCUGACUUCCGGGUCGUCGAGCAUGCUCUUCCAAAGAUACAGAGGAGGUCCAGAGAGUUCAGACCGCUGGAGUUGAGCAUAUACAUGCCCCAACGCCAGCUGUCACCAAUCCUACCUCAUUUUGGCACAAUGGACGAUGUGACCCACCCCGAUAACAUGAAUGAUUUGACAUAUCCGCCAUCUACCUUCUGCCAUUCGAGAAGCGAGUCUGCUUUAUCCUUCAGCAUUCCUCGAAAAGCAGUGCGUUCAGGUUCCCGGACGUCCUCAGACUGGACUGCACAGUUCCAACCCCGGCCAGAAUCCAUCAACACCCAGGAGUUAUUAGCAAAACUCGAGAACGAUAUGCCCAAGCGCCCAGCACAAGCACGUCUACGAGCAAUGACGGAACCGCCGACUUAUGAGCGGAUCAAAUCGGCUCUCCACGAGAAGUUUGAGCUAGAGCAGCGUUUGAGAGACAUAGAUGAGGUGAUCGAAGAGCGAAAAAGCAUCUACUUCAAUAGUCGCCCCACCAGUCGAGCGACAUCUCGACCCCGGAGCAUCUAUUCAGAAUCACAAGAGCCAAUGCCCAGUCCUCCAGCUAUGAAGCCCUCCUUUGCAACCCGUGUUGCUUCUCCAGCCUACAACCAACGCCCACAAACCGCCCCUUCAAAAGCAAUCCACAUCCCGUCCCGUCUGAAAUCCUUCACCGAAGCUUCCUCCACGUUUACCCCGGAAGUCCCUCCACCACCGCCACCCAAAAGCCCCCUCCGCUCCCUACCACAGUCGCCGCAGGAUACUAUCCUACCACCACCACUUCCCCUCGUGCUGCAAGCACCGCACCCGCCCCUUCGGAAGAAGAAGUCCUUCUCCCGCGUAUCGAACUGGUUAUCCCGCUCAACCGCUGCCGAGGCGCCUCAUUCCCGGAACCUAUCCCUUGACUCUGUGACCAACACACCAAAACCCGUCACAUCGAGAGAGGGCUUCUACCAGUGCGUUGAUGUGGCGAACCAGGGUUCUUAUGGCUACGGCUAUGAUGCGAGGAGGAAUAGCGUGGGGUCUGUGAGCACAGUCAGUACCCUUGAGAGUGAUGUCGAUGACGAUGACGAUGAGGAUGAGUCUGCGAAACAGAGCGCCACGAUUACCCCCGAGUCGAGCCCUGGGAGAGUGAAGGGCAGGGGUUUCGAGCCGCAGAGAGAAAUAGAGAAGAGUAUAGAACUAGAGAGGACGAGGACGUUCGGGGAGAAGCAGAUGAGGGCCGAUGAGAAGUGGAGGAUGGAAACGCCGAUCGAAACGGGACUUCAUAUCCCCGGACGGAAUAGUGUGGGCGUUGCGUUUUGA
Messenger RNA from Venustampulla echinocandica, 1641 nucleotides. RefSeq lists its product as uncharacterized. The record is from RefSeq and is a predicted model, not a curated record. NCBI's taxonomy places the organism in Eukaryota, Fungi, Ascomycota, Leotiomycetes, Helotiales, Pleuroascaceae. The transcript is spliced from 3 exons. The coding region runs from base 1 to 1641 and encodes 546 amino acids.